Austrofundulus limnaeus is the source of this 1519-nucleotide messenger RNA. RefSeq names its product fibroblast growth factor 8b (gene fgf8b). Bases 558 to 1259 code for a protein of 233 amino acids. The record is from RefSeq and is a predicted model, not a curated record. The transcript has 5 exons. NCBI's taxonomy places the organism in Eukaryota, Metazoa, Chordata, Actinopteri, Cyprinodontiformes, Rivulidae. Gene Ontology annotation, molecular function: growth factor activity.
CGGACGCUCCGCCCGCUCUCGCCGAGGAUAUUGACUUUCCCGCAAGUUAAAGUAUUUAAAUGUGGAGGGAGACAGAUGCUGUGCGCGCACCGGAGGCAACCGCAAGAAACACGCGUGUGGGCGGAAGGUUGAGGCUGGGAUUUUAUCUGCACGUAUAGAAAGAGAGAAAGAGGGGGGAGAAACAGCUGCAGCAUCAGUGUUUGAGCUUCUUCCUCUUUUUUUUAAAGCGGAGUUUGUCAGAUUCCAUCUGUGUCACCGAAUGAUGCGUAAAGCUCCGCGCGUAAAGAUCCCCAACCCGUCAGCGCGAGUCAUCGGGGAUUUAUUUCCUCUUUAUUUUGACACAAAGAGGAUGUGAUGGUUUAGUGACAGCGAAGAACUUCAAACUUGGAUCCACCUUGUCAAAUCUGCCCAACUUUCCGUUAAUUCUGCCAAAGUGGAGAGCAGACGGGAUCUCUUUCUAUGCGUAAUACAAGGGGGUCUAAAACUGAACUAAAAUCCCCACAUUGGAGAACUUUAACAUUUCUGAGAGCUUUCGGCACAGRACAAUUCGAGUCUUCAUGAAGCAAUAUUUGAACUACUACAAGAUGAGGCUGAGAGCAUCGAGGUUAGGUUAUCUGUUCCUUCAGUUCACGGCGCUUUGCUUUUACGCACAGGUGUUUGCUGUCCGACAGAACUCGGCGCAGUCUCCUCCGAACUUUAAGCAGCAUGUGACCGAGCAGAGCCGGCUGUCGGACCGGAUGAGCCGCAGGCUGACCCGAACCUACCAGCUGUACAGCCGAACCAGCGGGAAACACGUCCAGGUUCUGGCCAACAAGAGGAUCAACGCCAACGGGGACGACGGGGCCGUGCACGCUAAACUGGAAGUGGAGACGGAUACUUUUGGGAGUCGUGUUCGAAUUAAAGGAGUGAAGACAGGAUAUUACAUAUGUAUGAACAAGAGGGGGAAGCUGAUUGGGAAGCGAAAAGGACGAGGCAAAGACUGCAUCUUCACAGAAAUCGUCCUGGAAAACAACUACACGGCGCUCCAGAACGCCAAGUACGAGGGCUGGUUCAUGGCCUUCACGCGUAAAGGCCGCCCGAGGAAGGCGUCGAAAAGCAAGCAGCACCAGAGGGAGGCCCACUUCAUGAAGCGCUUACCGAGGGGCCACUUACUGAGCGAGAGGAGGCCGUUUGAUGCCCUUCCUCUGCCCGUCCCCGUGCAGCCUUUCAGCAAGCGGACUAAACACUCCCACCACCAUCAGCACUCAGGGGGACGCUGAGGGACCGCAAACCGCUGAGGGGGAACGGCAGACGACCCAGCGCUGAAGAACCCACUUCAGGAGAAAAACACGAGCUUCGGGAGGGAAAUUUASCAGAACACUCAAGUGCCCGUACACUUUUUGCCUCAUUUGUGGAUUUAUUCUGUAAUCUUAUAUGUAAACUAUCUAAUCUGUUAGUUAUUUUCUACUGAGCCCGCGAGGGGACAUGGGGGAUUUUUUUUUCUUUUUACGUUCCCAUGCAAAACUAUUGCGUUACCUCG